CGGACGUGACGUAGGACGGAGAGGCGCUGCGCAGGCCGGAAGCCUGGCAGGCGGCGAAAAUGGCGGAGAGUAGCGGUCGCGCCGGCAAGAGCAGCGGGAGCGGUGCGGGGAAGGGGGCGGUGUCGGCCGAACAGGUAAUUGCUGGCUUUAACCGCCUUCGGCAAGAACAGCGGGGCCUAGCAUCUAAAGCAGCUGAGCUGGAGAUGGAAUUGAAUGAGCACAGCCUAGUGAUUGACACACUGAAGGAGGUAGAUGAGACUCGCAAGUGCUUCCGCAUGGUUGGAGGUGUGCUGGUGGAGCGGACUGUCAAAGAGGUGCUGCCUGCCUUGGAGAAUAACAAGGAGCAGAAGGGAGAGGAGAAGCCUGAGAGGCAGCUCCACUGCCCAGCUACUUCUAGUUCAUUUGCCCUGCAGAUACAGAAAAUCAUCGAGACGCUGACCCAGCAGCUUCAGGCAAAGGGAAAAGAACUCAAUGAAUUCCGGGAAAAGCACAACAUUCGUCUCAUGGGAGAAGAUGAGAAGCCAGCAGCCAAGGAAAAUUCGGAAGGGGCUGGGGCUAAGGCCAGCUCAGCUGGAGUGUUGGUCUCUUAGGGAUCAGGCCUCUGCAUUUUUUCUACCCUGACUCCCACUUCUGAUUUCUCUUUAUUAUUAUUAUUAUUAUUUUCUCUGCUAUUGUAAUAUUUUUUUGUUGUUAAUUAAAUGUUUUGGUCAGAA
This is a messenger RNA of Cavia porcellus (domestic guinea pig), 713 nucleotides long. RefSeq names its product prefoldin subunit 2 (gene Pfdn2). Gene Ontology annotation, cellular component: cytoplasm; prefoldin complex. Lineage: Eukaryota; Metazoa; Chordata; Mammalia; Rodentia; Caviidae. The transcript is spliced from 4 exons. Gene Ontology annotation, molecular function: protein folding chaperone. Gene Ontology annotation, biological process: protein folding. Bases 60 to 590 code for a protein of 176 amino acids. The record is from RefSeq and is a predicted model, not a curated record.